Molecule: messenger RNA, 438 nt
Organism: Chinchilla lanigera (long-tailed chinchilla)
Lineage: Eukaryota; Metazoa; Chordata; Mammalia; Rodentia; Chinchillidae
Product: ubiquitin-conjugating enzyme E2 variant 2-like
Exons: 3
Coding region: 1-438 (145 amino acids)
Source: RefSeq, a predicted model, not a curated record
AUGCUCACCACGCCCGCUGAGGGGACUCACAGCGCAGAACCCACCAUUGUGACAGUGCAGCUGGAACCCUGCUCGGGGAGCUGUCCACAGCAAGCACCAAAACUUUUACCUACCAAUUUGGCCAAGGAGAAGGUGACGGUCUCCACAGGAGUUAAAGUUCCUCAUAAUUUUCGCUUAUUGGAAGAACUUGAAGGACAGAAAGGAGUAGGCCAUGGAACAGUUAGCUGGGGCCUUCAAGAUGAUGAAGAUAUGACAAUUACAAGGUGGACAGGAAUGAUUAUUGGGCCACCAAUGGUGGACACAUGCAGCAUACCAGUGUUAGCAAAAUGGCAAAAUUCAUAUAGCACUGAAGUUGUACUUCAAGAGCUAAGACAUCUAAUGAUGUCCAAAGAAAACAUGAAGCUUCCACAACCACAAGGACAAACAUACAACAAUUAG